Molecule: messenger RNA, 2639 nt
Organism: Agrilus planipennis (emerald ash borer)
Lineage: Eukaryota; Metazoa; Arthropoda; Insecta; Coleoptera; Buprestidae
Product: forkhead box protein E3-like
Exons: 3
Coding region: 504-1586 (360 amino acids)
Biological process (GO): regulation of transcription by RNA polymerase II; cell differentiation; anatomical structure morphogenesis
Molecular function (GO): RNA polymerase II cis-regulatory region sequence-specific DNA binding; DNA-binding transcription factor activity, RNA polymerase II-specific
Source: RefSeq, a predicted model, not a curated record
GUACUGCGAGUGCGCGGCCAAAAGUGUGGGCUCUUUUAGAAGUCGGUGCAAAUGCCGCACGAAGUCGUAUUGUUUACAAAAUACGCAUUUUUUUAUUAUUGGAGCGGCCAAUGUUCAGCCAAUGUUUUACAGGACGCGGCGGACGCGCAACGGUGUAUCGCGGCUCGCGACUUUAGACUUACUAAUCCGUAGGUAGUACUUACCCCGAACUUCUUUUUCGCAUAUUUUAUUAUUAAAAUAAAUUAUUAUUUCUGUUGGUGCGCUCGCGUAUUUAUAAACGUUUAUGUGUUUAUCAUAUUUUUAAAUUUUUUUGUUUGUUUUCCCACGGUCUUGUGAAAAAAAAACAACGUAAAUAAAUACUCUGUACUCUUACCGUUAGUAAUAAACAUCAAUAAAAAACAUCAAGUACUGUGUGCGUUUCUAUCAAUUAAGUUCGUAAAUUUGCAUUCAGCGUAUUCAAUAUCAGUUAUGAAUAAUAAUUAGUUAGUGAAAGUGCCCUAAAGAUGAACGAGAUUCCUGAAGCGUUAAAUUUCACAUCCAGCAGAACAGCCGCCCUUCAAUCAUCCCAUAUAAUGCCCAGCGAGAUAGUCAAGUUCAACGGAGAAAUUCAGAAAAUUAAGAGUGAACCGGGAGUAAAUAACUACACACUACCCUCAUUUACAUCAGCCAUUUCCUCAAUUCACCUUCAUGGUGCAUCGAAUUCAUCGUCACUGGCCGUCACCAACUCCACAUCUCCAGUAGUCCCGAGUUCGACGUCUGUUACGAGUUACAACUCUUCGUCUACAUCAUCAGUUACGACACAGCACAGUACAGAUUCUACAGAUUUGACGGAUAAAAAAGAAAGAAACACAACAUCGGGAGACACCCACAACCAGUCGCCACAACCAUCCUCGAGCAGUACGGAAAGUAAACCGCCGUAUUCGUACGUCGCGCUGAUAGCCAUGGCUAUACAAUCUUCGCAAAUGAAACGUGCAACCCUAUCCGAAAUCUAUGGCUAUAUCACCUCGAACUUUGCGUAUUUCAGGGAAUGUAAAAAGGGUUGGCAGAACAGCAUUCGUCAUAACCUUUCGUUGAAUGAAUGUUUCGUGAAAGUACCUCGCGAUGGAGGCGGUGAACGUAAAGGCAAUUAUUGGACGUUAGAUCCACUCUACGAGGACAUGUUUGAAAAUGGCAACUUCAGAAGACGAAGAAGAAUGAAAAGACCUGCCACUUAUCGCUCACAUCCCUACGCCAACUCCAAAAUCAUGUACGACAAUUCCCGGAGUCUACAUCAGUUGCCGCGAAAUAUCGAGAUGUUUCCACCGCCAAGCGUCUAUGCUACUCACUAUGAUCCGACGUCUUGGUUUCCACAAUCGGCGCAGUUGACUCUUCCCAGCUGCCAGUCCCAGUUAGGAUUACAAAAUUGUACAGCCGCAGGACCGUCUUCUUACACCCAACAGCCUUAUCCUUCUUCUACGUCCGUGUCGGCUGCGGCGGCCGCAUUCUCCUCCGCGGUACAAAGGUAUACCACUCCAUAUUGGAGCCACGAAAGCGGAUAUUCCAGUUCCCACGAUUCACCCCCAUCCGAUCGUCAAUAUCUGUUCUAGUGACAUGAUCCUAUCGAGACGCCAGGAGCCACCAUAACAUAAUAACCAUUCUCGAUCGCGAUGAUUAUAAGAUAAAGUAUAAAAAGAAGAAAAUACACCUUGUGAUUCGAGCUUUUUCGACUCUCAAAGCGAGACUAUAUCUACUUAAAAAAAAUGAUUUUUUGUUAUUUAGCGUUACGUGCUUGGUGUUUCUUUAAUCCUAUUCAUCGCCAUGUUGUUGUGUGACAAGCUCUCUAUAUGCACAUGCCUCUAUGUAUUUAUUAUGUGCACUUACGAUUAGUGGUAAAUAGCAAGUGUGACAAGACGAUUUAUAUGGCCGAAAAGCUGACGCAGUAAAGGUAUCAAUAUGAAUUUUCAAUUGGGGGAUUUUUAGGAGCUAACUAACUUUCAAGAGAAUGCAUAGCAUUAAAAAGAAAAACGAAAUUAGUAAAAUCAAUAGAAAUAAAGUAUGAGCCCCAAAUUUUUGACCUUACACCGUAUUAGGUCCACUUUGUUUUGCGUCAGCUUUACAGACUUACGGUUUACCUUUGGUACGAAUUUCUCGAAAACAUUUACAUUUAGUACGACCCUGUUUUUUUUUUCUAUUUGUUGUUGUUUAGUUUUCUUAAUUUUCGAUAUAUAAAAUGUUAUUUUUUUUUCCUUUUUUGUUCUAAAUAGAAUAAGAACGUCCUGUUUUUUAUAUUUCAAACAAAUUAUGUAUAACAAACACCCAUCACGUAACGAGUAAUAUUUAUUUAACGAAUAAUAAAUAGAAAUGCUUUUCUUGGCACCCCAGCGAUCAGUUCCAAAUAUUUUUAUGCGUUAUUGUACAUUACCUAAUGCAAUAGUGUAUUUAAUAAUAUUUUACGCCUUUAAUGUUAUGUGAGCUUUAUGAAUAAAUUAAUUUGUCUUAUUUUUUCUUAUUUUCAGUAGUCGUGGAUAAAUAAUAAAUGUGUGCCAAGUAAAACUUUAUUAUUGUUUAAACUUUUAAUUCCGUCCGUACUUUUGAUGUGAGAACAUGUCUGUUAUGUACCAUGUAUUUAUAUGUUGUAAAUUAAAAAAAAAUACGAUCAA